UUGUGGGAUUGCAAUCCUGAAACGACAACAAACUAUUCUCGCUGUUUACCGCCUAUAAACACAUAUAACGGUUGAAUUCGUACUUAUUAUUCAUCCGCGUUUCGUUGCCCCACACCGGAGAGGGAGCGAUGGAGCACGUGCACCUGGCUGUGGAGGAGGAGGACCUUUAUUCCGGCUACAACGACUACAAUCCGACGUUCGACUCCGAGGAGUUGGAGAAUGACGUGGGCUUCCAGCAAGCAGUGAGGAUAAGUCAUGGAAGAAGACCUCCGAUGACUGCCAAAUUUCCUGGCACUGCCAUUGGAGCUCGGCCUUUAGCGACUUCCAUUGGCGCUCGGAUCCCUUUGGUCUCUUCAAUGGGCCGAACCAUGACCGGAGCUGUGCAGGAUGGAGCGGCCCGCCCGAUGACGGCCGUCAGAGCCGCCGGUUACACCUCAUCUCUGACCCGCGGCUCGACCUUUGACCCUCUGGGUCAGUCCAGAGGCCCUGCAGCUCCACUUGAAGCAAAGAAUGAGGACACGCCCGAGGAGAAGAUCAAGAUCCUGGAGAAGAAAGUAAACGACCUGAUAAAAGAGAGCUGCAUGGCACAGAGCAGUGGAGCCUCACAGCUGGCUCUUGAAAAAGCCAAAGAGGCCGGGAGGAAGGAGAGAACGCUGGUGAGACAGAGGGAACACUCUGGCAACGCAGACCACAUCAAUCUGGACCUCACCUACUCCGUUUUGCUCAACCUUGCCAACCAGUAUGCGAACAACGACAUGUUCCCAGAGGCCCUGAACAGCUACCAGGUGAUCGUGAAGAACAAGAUGUUCAGUAACGCAGGCCGCCUGAAAGUCAACAUGGCCAACAUCUACGUGAAGCAGAAGAGCUACCCGAAGGCCAUCAAGUUCUACCGGAUGGCUCUGGAUCAGAUCUCCAACGCUCACAAGGAGAUGAGGAUCAAGAUCAUGCAGAACAUCGGCGUGGUCUUCGUCCGCAUGGGCCAGUACUCGGAUGCCAUCACGUCCUUCGAGCACAUCAUGAGCGAGAGCCCCAACAUCAAGACGGGCUUCAACCUCAUCCUGUGCUACUACGCCAUCGGGGACCGUGAGAGGAUGAAGAAGGCCUUCCAGAAGCUCAUCUCCGUUCCUCUGGGCGUCGACGACGAAGACAAGUACCUCCCGUCUCAUGAUGACACCGACUCCGAGAUGGUCAUCGAGGCCAUCAAGAACGACAAACUCCACCAGAUGGAGAGAGAUCUAAAAGUCCUGGCUGAGAAGUACAUCAUGACGGCGGCUAAGCUCAUCGCUCCAGCCAUCGAGACUUCCUUUGUGACCGGAUUCGACUGGUUUGUUGUUUUUAGUUUUCUCAACAGCAGGUGUGUGGACAUGGUGAAGAGUUCUCAUUAUGUCGAGCUCGCCAACGAUCUGGAGAUAAACAAAGCCAUCACCUACCUCAGACAGAAGGACUUCAACCAGGCGGUGGAGACUCUGAAGACGUUUGAGAAGAAGGACAGCAGAGUGAAGAGUGCUGCAGCCACCAACCUCUCCUUCCUCUAUUUCCUGGAGAAGGACUACGACCAGGCCGACCGAUACGCCGACCUUGCCAUGACCGCUGAUCGCUACAACCCGGCAGCGAUUAUCAACAAAGCCAACACGAUGUUCGUCAAGCAGGACUAUGAGAAGGCUGGAGAGUUGUACAAGGAGGCCCUGAGAAAUGACUCCUCCUUCACCGAGGCCCUCUACAACCUGGGUCUAACCUACAAAGGACUGAAUCAUCUGGAGGAAGCUCUGGACUGCUUCCUGAAGCUCCAUGCCAUUCUGAGGAACAGUGCCCAGGUCAUGUACCAGCUGGCCAACCUGUAUGAGCUUUUGGAGGAACCCCAACAGGCCAUCGAGUGGUUGAUACAGGUCUUGAGUGUCACCCACACAGACCCCCGGGCCCUGGCCAAACUGGGAGAGCUCUACGAUGGCGAGGGAGACAAGUCCCAGGCUUUCCAGUACUACUACGAGUCCUUCAGGUACUUCCCCUCAAACAUCGACGUGAUCGAGUGGCUCGGGGCUUACUACAUCGAGACGCAGUUCUGCGAGAAGGCCAUCCAGUACUUUGAAAGAGCCACGCUCAUUCAACCCACUCAGGUGAAGUGGCAGCUCAUGGUGGCGAGCUGCUACAGAAGAAGUGGAAACUACCAGAGAGCUCUGGAAACGUAUAAAGACAUUCACCGCAAGUUUCCAGAAAACAUGGAGUGCCUGCGUUUUCUGGUGAGGCUGUGCACAGACAUGGGACUCAAGGAAGUUCAAGAAUACGCCACCAAGCUGAAGAAAGCGGAGAAGAUGAAGGAGAUCAGGGAACAGAGGGGGAAGUCGGGCCGGGAGGGCAGCGCCAGAAGUCGGCGAGAAGGGAGAGAGGGCAGUGCCGGCAGUACCGAGAUGGAUGUGAAAGCAGACAGCGGCCACAGCAGCAGCAGCAACAACAACAACAAAAGAGAGCGGCUCAGCGCCAAGAUGAGGUCACUUCCUGGUUCCAACGAGCCCUACGAGGCCAGCAGCCCAAAGGAAAUAGAUGCGUCCUACGUGGACCCGCUGGGGCCCCAGAUGGAGAGGCCGAAGACUGGAGCGAAGAAGCGCGUUGAGGACGACGACUUUGCGGACGAAGAGCUGGGAGACGACCUGCUGCCGGAGUAGCUGCUCUUUAGCCCCCAAGAGCACGGAAACACAAGACCUCACUCUUCGUGAGGUGAGACGUUGUCGAUGUCUUUGACUAGAUUGUUAGGUCAAUAUUGGCAGAGGAAUACCUGGAUACGUAUACUGUACUGGUUUUCCUUCUUGCACAAUGAAUUGUGUUGUCAAUGUAAUUGUGUUUAUAUGCAUAGCCGAUAAAGUGCGUAGAUGUUGAGCUUUUCUGGACAAACGGCUCCUCUAAACAGGUUCUCACCCAAUGUGGAGGGGAACACAAGGCUGCAUUUUAACCCCAGUGUUUGUGGCACACAGCCAAAAACAAUGCAAACAUAUCGCUGUCGUAAUAUUUUUCACUGCGAUGAAUGUUUCUAUGUGUGAGAGAGAGAGCAGCUGGGAGCCUUCGGGAACAUCCAUCAACACAAACUUAUGUAAUCCAUGCGUGCCGCUGUUUUUUUACAUUUUGUACCAUUUAUUACUUUGUUUGUAUAAAUAAAAGAGAUCAUAUUUUACCUAUUCAAGAA
Molecule: messenger RNA, 3175 nt
Organism: Cyclopterus lumpus (lumpfish)
Lineage: Eukaryota; Metazoa; Chordata; Actinopteri; Perciformes; Cyclopteridae
Gene: ift88
Product: intraflagellar transport 88 homolog
Exons: 25
Coding region: 129-2660 (843 amino acids)
Biological process (GO): intraciliary transport; non-motile cilium assembly; kidney development
Cellular component (GO): ciliary basal body; non-motile cilium; centriole
Molecular function (GO): kinesin binding
Source: RefSeq, a predicted model, not a curated record